CCGCUUUGUCCAGCGCGCAUCUGACGCGGCUCGGCGGGUAAAUGAGAGUCACAAGUCCGAGGAGAGAGUCGGACCACCAUCCAGCCUGUUGUCUGACCUUCUCCGUCUGCUGUGCUCUGAGUCCUGAAGUAGCUCAUGUUGAACCCCGCUAUGGAUGCUCGGGGACGCGCUUGGCUCGUUUGCGCGCUGGGGUUCGCGGUUCUGUGCGGCGCGAGGUCGUCAGAUGUUGGCGACAUGGACCUAUCGGGCUGGCUGAGGGGGCUUUAUCUCGGGCGGCCUUCCAUCCCCGACCGGGACCAGACCCGGGGAGAUGGGUCCCGGGACCGCCUCGAGCCGGUCUCCACGUCAACCCACUUUAAGGACUUUGAGUCGGAGGUUCCCGGAGGACCCGGGACCGUUUCUGGCCCGCUGGUGCAGACCAAAAACGGAGCGCUGCGGGGGGUCACGCUGGACCAGGCACACGUCUUCUACGGGGUCCCGUACGCGGACCCGCCCGUGGGGGCGUACCGCUGGAAGCCCCCCCGAGCGCCGAGUCCCUGGCGCGGGGUGUACAGCGCGCGCGCCCCGCGGGCGGGCUGCAUGCAGGGCUGCCGAGCGCCGAUGGGUGACCGCUGCCCGCAUGAGGUCAGCGAGAACUGCCUGUACCUCAACAUCUUCGCCCCCCUGUCGGUCAACUUCAGCGCCCCCCUGCUGCAGCCCCUCCCCGUCCUGGUCUGGGUCCACGGGGGCGACUUCAUCGCAGGCUCCGCCUCCAAGCCGCUCUACGACGGCCGCGUCCUCAGCAACGCCUCCAACAGCCUGCUGGUCAGCCUGGAGUACCGCCUGGGUGCCUUCGGCUUCCUCGUCUCAGGGAAAGACCCCAAAAUGGCCGCCACUGGGAAUUAUGGGAUCUUAGACCAGCAGGCGGCGCUGCUGUGGAUUCAGAGAAACAUCGCUGUGUUUUCAGGAGACCCCAGCAAGGUGACUCUGUUUGGGGAGAGUGCCGGUGCCCAGUCGGUGGGUCUCCACCUCAUGAUGCCCACCAGCCAGCCUCUCUUCAGGCAGGCUGCCCUGCAGAGCCUACCCUUCUCCAUCCCCUUCAAGACAAGACACGAGGCCCUGUGGCUAGGCAAGGCCUUUAGCCACGAGGCUAACUGUAGCGUUACUGACAUCGUGUGUCUGCUAGCGCUCAGCCCCCAGGCCGUCCUAGCGGCUCAGAUGAAGACAAGCUCCCGGUUGGUGAAUCCCUUUCGGUUCCUGGAGGUGUUUGAGACCUGGGGUCCGGUCCUCGACGGCACGCUGAUCAGAGAGCAGAUCCUCCCCGCCUUCCUGGCGGGCCACUGGCAGACGGACAAGCCCCUCCUGCUGGGCACCACAUCGGAGGAGGGGGUCCUCUUCGUGAACGGGGUCUUCACCAAGCCGGUCUCCGUGGUGGAGUGCACCGUCUACACCACCGCCAUCUUCAAGCAGCACGCCCUGAAGAUCCUCCACCGCUACAUGCCCCUCUACCCUAACCCCGACCGCCGGGCCAUGCUGGCUCAGAUCGUGACGGACUACAUCUUCCUGUGCCCGGCGCGGCGGGCUGCCCGGGCGGCGAGGGAGAGCCCGGUGUGGAUGUACGUGUUCGACCACGUGGCGUCCGACACCCGCGUCUGGUCCGACGUCGCUCCGUGUUACCGCCACGUGUGCCACGGCGCCGAGCUGCCCUUCCUGUUCCACUCCGCCGCCGCCGCCAACUUCACCAUGACAACGGAGGAGGGGCAUCUCUCGGACCGCAUGCUCUGCUACUGGGGGGCCUUCGCCCGCGGGGGGGACCCCUCCCCCGCCCCCCGUCUGCUGACCCCCUACUGCCGCGGCCCCGCCCCGCCCGCCUGGCCGCGCUACGACGCCCGCCGCCUCGUGAUGAACCUGACCACGCCCUGCCACGCCCACCCCGGGCUCCGCGACGCCGUCUGCGACUUCUGGGACCACCUGGGGGUCUACUGAUCAGGGAUCGAUACGGCCCGAUCAGCGGAAGGGGAUUGGCCGACGGCGAGGCUGAAGAGACUUCUCCGGACGACCUCCUGACCUCUCUUUGGGCUCCAGUUUAGACGGACGCAAGGAGGAAGAACAGCUAGCAUGUAGCGAUAGCAUGUAGCGAUAGCAUGUAGCGAUUAGCGUGUAGCGCCUGCUUCCAUACACGAGCAGUUUGAUAAUAAAGACCUAUAACCUCCUCCCUCCUCUUGUC
Molecule: messenger RNA, 2206 nt
Organism: Gadus macrocephalus (Pacific cod)
Lineage: Eukaryota; Metazoa; Chordata; Actinopteri; Gadiformes; Gadidae
Product: crystal protein
Exons: 8
Coding region: 136-1965 (609 amino acids)
Molecular function (GO): cholinesterase activity
Source: RefSeq, a predicted model, not a curated record